AUAUGCUUCUCUGAAAGAUCAAACCAAAUCCGCGAAAAAACCUGAUAAAUUUCCUCAAAAUUUUGGAAACUAGGGUUUCGAAGAUCCAGGCUUCCCCGAUCUCUGCAACCAUGUCGACGUUCAGUGGCGAUGAGACCGCUCCCUUCUUUGGCUUCCUUGGCGCGGCCGCUGCCCUUGUCUUCUCCUGCAUGGGAGCGGCGUAUGGGACGGCGAAGAGUGGGGUGGGAGUGGCGUCUAUGGGGGUGAUGAGGCCGGAGCUUGUGAUGAAGUCGAUCGUUCCUGUGGUCAUGGCUGGUGUGCUUGGGAUCUAUGGGUUGAUUAUCGCUGUGAUCAUCAGCACUGGGAUCAACCCCAAGGCCAAGUCUUACUACCUUUUUGAUGGCUAUGCCCACCUUUCUUCUGGGCUUGCUUGUGGUCUUGCAGGGCUCUCUGCUGGCAUGGCGAUCGGGAUUGUUGGCGAUGCUGGAGUUCGCGCAAAUGCACAACAACCAAAGCUAUUUGUGGGUAUGAUUCUCAUUCUCAUUUUCGCUGAAGCGCUUGCCCUCUAUGGUCUUAUCGUCGGUAUCAUCCUUUCAUCCCGGGCUGGUCAAUCCCGAGCAGAUUGAGAACAGAAGAAGCCAGACUUAUGGACAUGUCUUAUCCACCAGCUACUCUGCAAACAGAAGAAAAUCUUAUAAGGCUUUUCAUUUAUUUUAUCUUGUGGUUUUAUUGUGAUGCCAGUUGAGUCUGAGAUACAAUAGAGUUCUAUUCUCUUCCUGUUAUUUUAUUGCUUAUGUAUUUUGGUGCUGAUGAUCCACAUUACAGCAUUGGCUCUUUCAUUCUCAUUUCACUUUGGCUUCUUCCUCUUGUUUUAACUUUUAACCCAUUUUGGGUAUGUUUAUUCCAUAAUACCUGCCCUGAAUUGAAGCUUGAGUUGUUUUGUGCUA
Molecule: messenger RNA, 926 nt
Organism: Dioscorea cayenensis subsp. rotundata (Guinea yam)
Lineage: Eukaryota; Viridiplantae; Streptophyta; Magnoliopsida; Dioscoreales; Dioscoreaceae
Product: V-type proton ATPase subunit c1
Exons: 3
Coding region: 111-605 (164 amino acids)
Biological process (GO): proton transmembrane transport
Cellular component (GO): proton-transporting V-type ATPase, V0 domain
Molecular function (GO): proton-transporting ATPase activity, rotational mechanism
Source: RefSeq, a predicted model, not a curated record